Molecule: messenger RNA, 590 nt
Organism: Parathielavia appendiculata
Lineage: Eukaryota; Fungi; Ascomycota; Sordariomycetes; Sordariales; Chaetomiaceae
Exons: 2
Coding region: 104-376 (90 amino acids)
Source: RefSeq, a predicted model, not a curated record
CUUGCCUCCACAUACCCUAUCUUGCGCUCGGACUACCUCACUUGCAUACAACCACGCACGUUGAAUCCUGAUCAACGAUCGAUCGACCUUGGCUGCACCAGCGAUGGCUUUGAAGACGACCUCUGGCUCGCCGGCUUUGCCCGCAUCGCCUACCUCUUCUAAGGACGAGCGUCACGCCGAGCUGGCUUGGUUGGAGGUUUCCACGAUUGACGAGAUCCUCGACUUAUCGUUACCUCUCGCCAACUCGGCACUGAGUCAAUUAUCGGCUUCCACUGGCAGGCGAGCCAAGUGGACGAUUUAUCUGAGCAGCUGGACGCCCGGCUGGUUGAACUCGACCACCGAGCAUCCGACGGUUCGAAUACGACUACGAAUUUGAGACGGUAUAUCUCGAAAUCAUGAAGGUGAUUACGCGUCUCCUCCUACAGUUCAGUUGCUAUCAAGUUCCUUUAACUGUUUUGCUUGCAACUUAUGGUCUUUACAGCCAAUAUGGCCCAAUCGUACUAGAGCACGGACGACAAUCGGGGUGGGUGUCUGGGAGGGACAGUGCGAGCCAAUGUUUAUUUCUCGAAGAGACGUAGCUACUACCUAGA